AUGCAACAAUACUCGUCUUGUUCAUCAUUGUUGCAACGUAUUCACGAUCAACAUCUUCGAGAAAAUCGGAAGUUGUACAUAAAUUCUAUUCCAAAAAUCUUAUGCUACGUUUGCAUUUAUUUUUUGGUAAUGCUCGUAUUUCGAUGUCCGAAUCGAGUAUACAAUGCAUGGAAAGGUCCAUUUCCAAUGAAAUUGAAUCAAUUUAGAAAUCAUUUAGAAACAAGCUAUAAGCUAUUUGGCUAUCAAGCAUUUUUAUCAUCUCGUUUUUUUUUCACUGAUCCUGAGUACGUUCAAAUUGAGCUGGGUAGGAAUGCCAUUGAUCAAAAUAUUAAAAAUACAAUUCGAGUGUUUAAUGGUCAUUAUUCGGAUGGCAAAUUGCAGUAUACACUCAAUCGUGUUCUAGAAGGAACUAUUGAUAAAUCAAAUAUGGUAUUGUACAUUAGAUUUGCGCCGCCUGAACACUUCUACUCUGAAAUACGUUACCCAUAUGAUUUUCAAUCCUUUAGCACAAAUACACUAAGAUGCAUUAUUCAGCAGCUGAACGUUUCAUCGUCAGAAUUCAUGCAGUGGUCUGAAAAAUCGAUGUAUAUCAAAAAUAUUGAAAAUAUCUAUAAUCAAAAUCCAAAAGAAUUCAAUAGAAAAGUUAUCAUAAAAUGUGGUAUUCUAAUCGGAUAUCUUUACCGACCGACAAAUGAAUAUUUUUUUCCGUCAUAUAAAUAUGAAGCCUAUCGAUAUCACGAAGAUCUUCGAAUAUUCAAUGCUUCAUUUUUCUAUACUCCUUCAUGUUCCUACAUUCUUCUCUGCAUCAUCGUCUGUCUUCUAUUCAAAGAUGUUGUAUAUCUCGUUGUUGCCGGUGUUACUCUUAUAUUUCCGCGAUUUCAAAUUGUACAUCGUUAUACUCAAAAACAAAUGAAAAAAGCAAAUAUAGACUGUGUAAAUCAAUUAGACCAACUUUUAUUACAUACAACUAGUGAGAAUAAUCAUGGGAAUCAUCUGUUUUUAGUAGAUAAUGAAUAUCUUGCUGUGUUAAUGGUAGAUUUAAAUGAAUACAGGGAACCCAUUCUUCGACAAUUUUAUGAAGAUACCCCAAUCAAUAUUUUCCCUAUUCAUGAGAUUGAUACUGUCAGAUCGGAUUGCAUUGUGCUUAAUAAUGAUCAUGGCAGCUCCUUUUCUUUUCCUACAUAUCAAUAUAAUAGAAAUUGGGAACCAGCAGAUUGGUUGCACGAACGAUUGAUGGCUUUUAAUGAAGAGUAUCGAUAUCGUUUUGAGCAAAACGAGUUGAACCGUCGGAGGGAGGCGGAACGGCAAAGUCUACUGGAAUUUCUGACUGAAGAAGAGGCUCAAUAUCAACAAGAUAAAUAUGGAAACGAUAUUAAUCGAGUAUUGGAUGGCAUACGAUCAGCAUCGCCACGCUUUAUUGCAGAAUUUCGUUUGUCUGCUUCUCAGAUAGCCAACGAUAAUUUACUAGAUGAAACAUGCACUAUUUGUCGUGAAGACUACCAUGUAAAGCAACGCUUUGCUCAGUGGCCUUGCCCAGCUCAUCACAUGUUUCAUUUCGAUUGUAUGCUAGAUACUUUACGAGCAGGAGAUACGUGCCCAUUAUGUCGAUAUCCAGUUGCAGCACCGAAUCUAAACAGUAUAGAACGUGCUUUUCGAUCCGUAUUAGGAAGAGUAACUCCUAAUAUAUUCGAUUAA
Rotaria socialis is the source of this 1695-nucleotide messenger RNA. The record is from the annotation of a GenBank genome assembly. NCBI's taxonomy places the organism in Eukaryota, Metazoa, Rotifera, Eurotatoria, Philodinida, Philodinidae.